Drosophila innubila is the source of this 876-nucleotide messenger RNA. RefSeq lists its product as uncharacterized. Bases 150 to 794 code for a protein of 214 amino acids. Lineage: Eukaryota; Metazoa; Arthropoda; Insecta; Diptera; Drosophilidae. The record is from RefSeq and is a predicted model, not a curated record. The transcript has 5 exons.
AGCGUCUGAAGAAGAUGUAUAAGCGAGAGGAGAAAGCUGCUCUCAGGGAUCUGGCACGGAAACUUCGCAGGGGACAAGUCUAAUAAGUGCCAAGACUUUUGCUUACUCCAAACUCGAAGAAAGCAUAGAAUUCUUGCCAAUGUGUCGUCAUGCUGCUGGGGGAAAACUCUCUUCUAUAUUGUGCCUAUUCAAUUGCCGUCUUUGAUCUGCUUUGUGCCGUGUUAUUUUCUGUACUCAGUCUGGGUUUGAUAUUAAGUCAUUUAAGCUGGCUAACUAUUUUUUGCGUCUGCUUGGGAAUCUUUUGGGUGACACUGAUUCUGCUGCUAAUCUCUGGUAUCUAUACGCGUGACUCCGAUAUGGUGCGUUAUUGGCUUAUAUUUUCCUGCUUUGGCAUUUUUGUGGAGCUUAUUCUGAUUGUGUAUGCCUUUUUGAGUCACAGCACAUUUCAAGCCGGCGUUAUACAAAAUAGCUUCAUCUUAUGUCUUGGCUUGUUUGUUGAAACCAUUUUCGCCUUCAUUAUCUAUCAGUUCUAUCUGGCGGUAUCCAGAUGCAAUGUCUGUGUCCGGAGACGCUCUACGCCGGACUGUGCAUGCAAUUCCCAGCGAUCGCAGCCGUUGAUACAACAACAAUCCCAGCCAGAGUCCUGUGAAUCUCCAAGCUAUCGACGGUCAAGCCGAAGAAGCCCCCAAUCCUAUAGAUGCAACAUACUGCAGAAUAGGGCAGCCACUAGUCCUUACACUUGUGGACCCAAGUCCUCUUACUCAACCGUUAAAUGGAAAACCGAUAAGUUUUAAUGAGCAACACAUUGUUAAUUGUUGAGUUAUAAUUAUAUUUUUUAUUAAAUGAACAAUAAUAUUUAUUAAACUAUAAACAGAA